AUGUUCUUCUGCCCUCGAAGGCGGUGGGUGAGGGGCGUCACUGGGCACGGUGGGCAGGCAAGGGGCAUUAGCAGGCUGGCGUUGUACGUGUACGAGUACCUGCUGCAUGUGGGAGCCCAGAAAUCGGCACAGACCUUCCUCUCAGAGAUCCGAUGGGAGAAGAACAUCACUUUGGGGGAGCCCCCGGGGUUCCUGCACUCCUGGUGGUGCGUGUUCUGGGACCUGUACUGUGCGGCACCGGACCGCCGGGAGACGUGUGAGCACUCCAGCGAAGCCAAGGCCUUUCAUGACUACUGGGUACCAGGGGCAGCAGCGUGGAGCCACCCUCUAGUCUGGAAGGGCCCCACUGCGAGGCAACAGAGGAUACCAGCUCUGAGUGCCGCGGCGGCCCCCAGCCCCGUGAUGGGGAACAUGCCCCCGAAUGAUGGCAUGCCAGGAGGACCCAUGCCACCCGGUUUCUUUCAGGGACCUCCGGGCUCUCAGCCAUCACCGCACGCACAGCCUCCACCCCACAACCCCGCCGCCCCCAUGCUGGGGCCCCACAGCCAGCCUUUCAUGUCUCCUCGCUACCCCGGCGGCCCCCGGCCCUCGCUCCGCAUGCCGAACCAGCCGCCCGUGGGGGUCCCAGGUUCCCAGCCGCUGCUGCCCAACAGCAUGGACCCCAGCACGAGAUCGCAGGGGCAUCGAAUGGGGGCGCGAUGCACGGGACUCGCUCCUGCUCCUCUCUUGCAGAACUACAGCAGCGGGAUGCGGCCCCCGCCCAACUCGCUGGGCGGCCCUGGCAUGCCCACCAUGAACAUGGGCCCAGGAGGGCGAGCGCCGUGGCCAAACCCCAACACCAACUCUAUCGCGUACUCCUCCUCAUCACCCGGAAGCUACGUGGGCCCUCCAGGAGGCGGCGGCCCCCCCGGAACCCCCAUCAUGCCCAGCCCAGGAGACUCCACAAACUCCAGCGAGAACAUGUACACCAUGAUGAACCCCAUUGGGCCCGCUGGGAACCGGCCGAACUUCCCCAUGGGGCCUGGGCCCGAUGGGCCCAUGGGAGGCAUGAAUGCAAUGGAGCCCCAUCACAUGAAUGGAUCCUUAGGCUCUGGCGACAUGGACGGGCUGCCAAAGAGCUCACCAAGUAACAUGGCUGGGCUGAGCAACCCGCCCGGGACUCCACGGGACGACGGCGAGAUGGGCGGCACCUUCUUAAACCCCUUCCAAAGCGACAGUUACUCGCCCAGCAUGACAAUGAGCGUGUGAUCGGCUCGGACGUCCCGGCGCAGAGAGCCAGACGCCCCCGCGGUUCUAAACUAUUU
This is a messenger RNA of Chelonoidis abingdonii (Abingdon island giant tortoise), 1304 nucleotides long. The record is from RefSeq and is a predicted model, not a curated record. NCBI's taxonomy places the organism in Eukaryota, Metazoa, Chordata, Testudines, Testudinidae.